Messenger RNA from Symbiodinium sp. CCMP2456, 1137 nucleotides. Lineage: Eukaryota; Dinophyceae; Suessiales; Symbiodiniaceae. The record is from the annotation of a GenBank genome assembly.
AUGGGCUGCUGCGCCAGUGCCGCUGAAGCCAAGCAUGCUGAAGCGAAGAAGAGGGAAGACAAGCACAGCAACGACAAGGUCUAUGAGCUCGACAAGCCCGAGGCAUUGGCACAGUUUCUGCAGGACGCGGACAUCCGCCUCGUGCGGGCCGAGUACUUCCUCAAACUACUGCAGGAGAAGCGCCCACUGAAGCGGCGACAAGAAGCUGAAGUCCCGAGCGAAACCUGCAGCUCUUUGAAUCAUGGAGUCUGCUCCGCUUUAGUCCCUCAUGAGGAAGUGCAAGAGUGGGCGCAAGGACGUCAGCACGCAUUGAUUGUCUCGAUCUCCCAUGCUUGGGAAACUCGAGAACACCCCGACCCAUGCAGGUUCCAACUGCAGCAAAUUUGGAAUGCUGUUGGCCUGUAUGCUGCUGCAAACAGAGCCGUGUGGGUGUUUUAUGAUUACAUGUCGCUUUUCCAGUUUAAGCGGCAAACUGAAGCCCAAAAUGAGAGCUUCAGGCGCUCAAUGAAUGCCAUGCACAUGCUUUAUGCACACGAUUCCACGCAUACGUUUCGAAUCGAGAGUCUCACCCCACAAGAUGUUUGGAACACCAUGCUGGAUGAGAGUGUGCCAGUUUACCGCGAAGAGACCAGCGCAGUCGAACCACGCCCCUUGCGGUGCUUAACUCCAAACUCGAAUCCUUACCUGCAGCGGGGCUGGUGUAUGGCUGAAAUUGAAUGGUCAUCAACGAGGAGUGAUUCGUCCAUGCACCAGCGCAUUGGCCCUGGAUCCGAGGGUGCUGAACAUCCGGGCGGCCGGGUACCGAUGGCCCCGGAUCUUUUCAGAGAGCAAAUGCACCAGGCUGUGUUCACGCACAGGUCUGAUGUUGAAAGCGUCAUCCGUUUGCAAGAGAAGAUUUUCUUCCAGAAGGUGACAGUCUGCAAAGAGCUGACGCUGUCGUGGCUGGUGCCAGACCAGCUCUCCGCUUUGGCGGCGGCAAUCCCGCACUACACGGGCUUGAAGCGACUCAGGCUUCUGCAUUUCAAGUGCAACAACACGGAGGCGGACAAGUUUGGUGAGGCGUUGGCCCGGCACACAACGGUCGCUGAGCUCGAAUUCCUACCAGAUGAUGGCCCCACGGGCUGCGCUAUGGUGAAG